Messenger RNA from Ostreococcus lucimarinus CCE9901, 528 nucleotides. RefSeq lists its product with no specific name. Gene Ontology annotation, molecular function: protein binding. The record is from RefSeq and is a predicted model, not a curated record. Lineage: Eukaryota; Viridiplantae; Chlorophyta; Mamiellophyceae; Mamiellales; Bathycoccaceae. The coding region runs from base 1 to 528 and encodes 175 amino acids. The transcript has a single exon.
AUGUGUGUGCGGUUCGUGCGCUCGACGCACUUGCUGGCGGGGUACGAGGAUGGAACGGUCAUUCUUUGGGCGUUGAAUUUCGAGAGUGGGGUCGGGGAGAUUGUGUUUAGGAGACGCGCGCACGGGGAGACGGCGCUGUGCGUCGACGUCGACGCGGGCGGAGAGGGCGCCGUCACGGGCGGUGCCGACGGCGUGCUGGUGCGCUACGCCAUCGAGUUCGUGACGAAAUCUGAAGUGAACGUGCGCGUCCUCCGUACGCACGGCCCGUACACGGAUGUCGUGAGCGCAUCGAGCAAGCAACCGGGCGUGAGCGCGUGUUCAAUUCGCCGCGAUGGCAAAAUCGUCGCGUGUGGUUGUUGGGACGGCAAGAUCCGCGUGUUCGAGUACAAAGCGAGGUCGAAAGGUCGACUGUUAGCGGUGUUGAAGUAUCACGACGCCACGGUGACGGACGUUCUGUUCGCUCCCGAUGAUUCGUUUUUAGUGAGCACGUCUCGAGACGGCACCGUCGCGAUGUGGAACAUCUUUUAG